AUGAACAACAAUUUACUUACAUAUUUAUCAACUAUUCCUGUAGUAGGAGCUAUUUGGAUCACAUUUACUGCUGGUUUUAUUAUCGAAAUUAAUCGCUUUUUUCCGGAUAUUCUUUUCUUUUCAUUUUAA
This is a messenger RNA of Chondrus crispus (carragheen), 129 nucleotides long. The record is from the annotation of a RefSeq genome assembly. NCBI's taxonomy places the organism in Eukaryota, Rhodophyta, Florideophyceae, Gigartinales, Gigartinaceae.